Messenger RNA from Aspergillus alliaceus, 1777 nucleotides. Its product is annotated as pH-signaling protein PalC. Gene Ontology annotation, cellular component: plasma membrane. The record is from RefSeq and is a predicted model, not a curated record. The coding region runs from base 71 to 1534 and encodes 487 amino acids. Gene Ontology annotation, biological process: cellular response to pH. The transcript is spliced from 2 exons. Lineage: Eukaryota; Fungi; Ascomycota; Eurotiomycetes; Eurotiales; Aspergillaceae.
CUCCAAUCCAAUAAAUUCCACCUCCAUCUCCAAAAUCCUCCAUCACAAACACCAACAACAAUCAACCACAAUGGUCUACGCAUUCGCCCUCCCAACAACAUCCCACCUCUCCUUCCAAACCCACCUCUCAUCAACCACCCACCCCUCCCUCCCCCAAGCAGCCUCAACAGCCCGCCACGCCCUCCGCACAACCCUCAAGAAACACAAACGCCUACCCCGCGGUCCGCAGCAAGAAGCUCACCUCACCACCCUCCUAACAACCCUAACCAACUACCUCCCCUACCUAACCGCCAUCUCCAACGGCCUAGGCACUACUCCUGACGAAAUCUCCAUAACCCUGCACGCCGAACUCGAGCCGGAAUGGCGCGCCACCCUCUCCUCCAAAACCACCGCCCGAAUCCGCGGCCGCGGCCUAGACUUCGAGAUCGCCUUCGUCCUCACAACCCUCGCCUACAUACUAAGCAACCUAGCCCACUCAACAGUCAUCCGCACGCUCUACGCGCCCACAACCCCCACACCCGAGCAACGCACCGCCGCCAUGACAACAGCAACUAAACACCUCCUGCAGGCGAGCGCAGUGCACUCGCUCCUUGCUACUUCGCCAUCCUUCGCGCACGUAGCUCGCGCUGUCUCGGCCCCGGCAGCUGUCAUCCCGGAUCUGGACCCUGCGGCGCAGGCGGCGCAGGCUUCGCUUGCGCUGGCGGAGGCGACGCUGCUGGCUGUGCUUAAGGAUGAUUCGUAUGUUGCGGCGUGUAUUCAGGCACGGAAUCCGAAUGAUAAGGAGUGGAUGGUGAGGGCGCCAGAGAUACCGAAGGUCAGGGCCCAUCUGUUUGCGAGGUUGUGUAUUCGGGCGGCGGAGUAUGCGGAGCAGGCGGGGGCGGGGCUGGGGGCUGUUGGGGCGCAUGGGAAGGGCGGGAUUGAGGAGGAGUUGGUCAAGUAUGUGUGGGUAUUGAGUCGGGUGGCGCGGGCGAGGGCGUGUCGGUUUUUUGGGGUUGAUGCGGAGCUGGCGGGAAAGAUUGGGGAGGGGAUUUCGUGGUUAAGGGCUGCGAAGGGGGCGCUUGGGGUGAGGAGUGCCGUUGGGGAGAAGGAGAACGUGUCGAAGUCGAGGGGUUUUUCGAGGCUGAAGCAGGAGUGGAUGGAGCGGCGCGAGGAGAGGCGUAUGGAGAAGGAUGCGGGGAGUCGAGAUAGGUCGGAGAAGGGGGAGUUGGGGCCUGGUGAUAAUGCUGGGCGAGAGGAGGAGGGACGGGUGAUUGAGAUGCUGGAGAUGAAGUGGCAGAGGAUGAAUGAUACGAUCAACACGCAGCUGAUCCCGCCGUCUGCGGACCUUAUUGCAAACUUGCCCUCUGGCCGAGAUAUUCAUUCCCCGCCAGCUCCUUACAGGCUCCCAUCUUUGGGCGAAGAGCAAUUGGUGCGAAUGCGCGCACCGCCAACUGAGGACGAUUUCGGACCAGGCAGCGACAUUGACGAUAGUGAGGAGGAACCCACCAUGACGAGAGACGCGGUCCCUGAGCGGACUGAUAGUGCUUACUAUUGAUACCCUUGAAGAAUGCUCAAGACGCAAAGAAUCCGUUACAGAGUGAACCACUUUUAAGUGCAUAGCCUCCGACUUGUACAAUCCAACAACAACCAUCACACAAGUCCAUAACCACCCAUCUUCACAUAAGCCUACACAACCAACAAUCGUCUACAUCUACAGCCCCUAACAACCCAGAAAACCCGGGAACCAAAUCAGAUAGGUCCAAAGUAAGGUCACAAAAAUGAUACAUUGAUCUAAAAA